GCAAGGCGCGGGGGUCACAUGACCAGGAGCGUAAACGCGUCGGCGGCGUCCGAGGCGGCUGUGCGCGGUGCGUUCGCGGCCUACUUUCCUUCCUUCCUUCGCCGGUCGCGUCGAGAGGGACGGGCCGCUGUUCUUUCGGCUGCGCUUGCGGUUACUGCUAAAAAUGUCUUUCCCGCCUCACUUGAAUCGCCCUCCUAUGGGUAUUCCAACUCUUCCGCCUGGAAUUCCACCUCCACAGUUCCCAGGUUUUCCUCCACCUGUACCUCCUGGGACACCAAUGAUUCCUGUGCCAAUGGGUAUUAUGGCUCCUGCACCAACGGUGUUGGUCCCAACUACUGUGUCAAUGGUUGGAAAGCACAUAGGAAUCAGAAAGGACCAUCCAGGUCUAAAAAACAAGGAAAAUGAUGAAAAUAGUGGUCCUACUACAACCGUCUUUGUAGGCAAUAUAUCUGAAAAGGCAUCAGACAUGCUCAUAAGACAGCUUCUUGCUAAAUGUGGUCUGGUUUUGAGCUGGAAGAGAGUUCAAGGAGCAUCUGGAAAACUUCAAGCCUUUGGUUUUUGUGAGUAUAAAGAACCAGAAUCCACACUACGGGCACUCAGGUUACUUCAUGAUCUUCAAAUUGGAGAAAAGAAACUACUUGUGAAAGUUGAUGCCAAGACAAAAGCUCAGCUAGAUGAAUGGAAGGCAAAGAAAAGGGCUUCCAAUGGGAACUCCAGGCCAGAAACUACAACUGAUGAUGAAGAAGCACUUGAUGAAGAUGCAAAGAGAAGAGACCAGCUAAUUAAAGGGGCCAUUGAAAUUUUAAUACGGGAAUAUUCCAGCGAGCUCAAUGCCCCCUCCCAAGAGUCUGACUCUCAUCCCAGGAAGAAGAAAAAGGAAAAGAAGGAGGACAUUUUCCGCAGAUUUCCAGUGGCCCCACUGAUACCUUAUCCACUCAUCACCAAGGAGGAUAUAAAUGCUAUAGAAAUGGAAGAAGAUAAAAGGGACCUCAUAUCCCGAGAGAUCAGUAAAUUCAGAGAUACUCACAAGAAAUUGGAGGAGGAAAAAGGCAAAAAGGAAAAAGAGAGACAAGAAAUUGAAAAAGAACGCCGUGAAAGAGAAAGGGAACGGGAGCGUGAGAGAGAGAGAAGGGAGCGUGAAAGAGAGAGGGAAAGAGAGCGUGAACGAGAGAAGGAGAAGGAGCGGGAGCGUGAACGAGAAAGAGAUAGAGAUCGGGACCGCACUAAAGACAGAGACCGGGACAGGGAAAGAGAUCGGGACAGAGACCGUGAAAGAAGCUCAGACCGCAACAAAGAUCGGAGCAGAUCUAGGGAAAAAAGCAGAGACAGAGAAAGGGAACGGGAACGGGAGAGAGAGCGGGAACGGGAGAGAGAGCGGGAACGAGAGCGAGAAAGAGAAAGAGAGCGGGAAAGGGAACGAGAAAAGGACAAGAAAAGAGAUAGAGAAGAAGAUGAAGAAGAUGCGUAUGAGCGCCGUAAACUGGAAAGGAAGCUACGAGAAAAAGAAGCAGCUUAUCAAGAGCGCCUUAAAAACUGGGAGAUCAGAGAACGAAAGAAAGCUAGAGAAUAUGAGAAAGAAGCUGAGAGGGAAGAAGAAAGACGAAGGGAGAUGGCAAAAGAAGCAAAACGUCUAAAAGAAUUUCUAGAAGAUUAUGAUGAUGACAGAGAUGAUCCCAAAUACUACAGAGGAAGUGCUUUGCAGAAGAGAUUGCGAGACAGGGAGAAGGAAAUGGAAGCAGAUGAACGGGAUAGAAAAAGAGAAAAGGAAGAACUGGAAGAAAUCAGGCAACGUCUUCUUGCAGAAGGACACCCAGAUCCUGAUGCUGAAUUACAAAGAAUGGAACAAGAGGCUGAAAGACGCCGGCAGCCACAAACCAAACAGGAGCCAGAAUCUGAGGAAGAGGAAGAAGAAAAGCAAGAAAAAGAAGAGAAGAGGGAAGAACCUGAAGAGGAGGAGGAAGAGCCAGAACAAAAGCCCUGCCUUAAACCAACACUACGACCCAUUAGUUCUGCUCCAUCCGUUUCAUCUGCAAGUGGCAAUGCAACUCCCAACACUCCAGGAGAUGAAUCUCCUUGUGGCAUCAUCAUCCCACAUGAAAAUUCUCCUGAUCAGCAACAACCAGAGGAAUAUAGGCCUAAAAUAGGACUAAGCCUUAAACUUGGUGCAUGCAAUAGUCCUAACCAGCCCAAUGCUGUGAAAAGAAAGAAACUCACUGUAGACAGUGUCUUCAAUAAAUUUGAAGAUGAAGACAGUGAUGACAUGCCACGGAAAAGGAAACUGGUACCUCUGGAUUAUGGUGAUGAAGACAAAGGCUCUUCCAAAGGCAGCGUCAACACCGAAGAGAAGCGGAAACACAUUAAGAGUCUAAUUGAGAAAAUCCCUACUGCCAAACCAGAGCUGUUUGCUUAUCCUCUUGACUGGUCUAUUGUGGAUUCAACAUUAAUGGAACGUCGAAUUAGACCUUGGAUCAACAAGAAAAUAAUAGAAUAUAUUGGUGAAGAAGAAGCAACACUAGUCGACUUUGUUUGUUCAAAGGUUAUGGCUCACAGCUCACCACAAAGCAUCCUGGAUGAUGUUGCUAUGGUGCUAGAUGAAGAAGCAGAGGUUUUUAUAGUGAAAAUGUGGAGAUUAUUGAUAUAUGAAACAGAAGCGAAAAAAAUUGGCCUGGUGAAAUAAUGAAUCAUUUUUGUUUUUAGGGCUCCAUUUCAAUUUUUUUGUUUCACAUCACUGAAGAACUUUGAAGUUUCUCUGUCUUCAGAGGCAUUUGUGAGACCUGUAUUUUUUAAAUGUAGAAAAUGUGAAUUUUUUUUUCAUCCUCUGUUACACUGAGGUUCCCCUUGUUCCACUUCUAAGCUUCCUUGGUUGUAAUUAUUUGAAUCCUGCAUUGGUGGUUUUUCAUUUACCAGGUACAGUUACAGGAAUGGUUUAUAAAUUGCAGCUGCUGUAUACAGUCUCCAAAAUUCAUCUUCUAAACUGAUCCUGUAAAUAUUAAAAAGACCCAUGUUAGAAAACAUCUGCACUUACUACAUACAAAAAUAGUCAUUUUUAUGUAAAUGCAUCCCUCUUUCUUUGCUCUCCAUUUUUAAAGAUAAGAAUAAACUUUAAAAUUCAAAAGAUGAAUGGGAGUUAUUUUGCUGACACUCAGUUUUUAUCUGCAUGGAUGUGGGCCUAUUCCCUCGUUGGAUUCCAUAAAAUUUCUGGACGAACCUGCAGAAAUAUUGUUGGGCAUGUAUCAUCUCAAACAUCCUUACAAAGCUAUUGUUUUCAUCCUAUUAUAUGCAGCCUUGUGUUGAGUUAAACUGGUGGCACAAAUUCACACUUCUUUAAAAAUCAAGGAUUACAAGUGCACACAUUUGAAUUUAAUCCUACUAAUCUGACAUAUCCCAAAUAUUAAUUUUUUUUUAAAAAAAGCUUGGGACAUUUAUGAAAAGAAGAGGUUUGAAGAUGUAACUGAGCACAACAGUUUACAAUGUCAAAUCAUAUGUUUUCAAACAAUGCAGAAUUUUUUAAAUGUAAGACAUUGGGUCAGCUGUGACUUUAGUCUUUUCUUUCAUUCUUUUUUGUACUGUAAACUGUAAGUCAGAUUGCUAGCAGGCACGAUUUCUUGCCUUUCACUCUGUAUGGGUUUUAUACAUAAGCUGAUGUGUGGUAUAAAUAACUAUGUACUGUAAAAUGCAUUUUAAAAAAUCUCACACAUAAGUGAAAAGAUAUUCUGUACUAUGGACAUUCUUGACUGCAAGAUGAACACUUUCCAGGAAACAACAAUUGUCUCCAUUUAAAAAAAUAAGAUAUCCCGAUACCUCCCUUUCUCUGAAGAAAUACAGGCUGACUUAUAUAGAAGGGAUAUGUGACCUAAUGUUAUUGAAUUCUUGCAUUAUAGGACAGUUCCUGAGAAAUAAAACCAACUUCUUAACAAAUGGGAUCAUAUAAAGGUUCCACUGUGUAAAUAUUUCAGAUAUUAAAAGUGUAUAUAUUUGAUCUUGA
Molecule: messenger RNA, 3985 nt
Organism: Sceloporus undulatus (fence lizard)
Lineage: Eukaryota; Metazoa; Chordata; Lepidosauria; Squamata; Phrynosomatidae
Gene: RBM25
Product: RNA binding motif protein 25
Exons: 19
Coding region: 164-2677 (837 amino acids)
Biological process (GO): regulation of alternative mRNA splicing, via spliceosome; mRNA processing
Cellular component (GO): spliceosomal complex
Molecular function (GO): mRNA binding
Source: RefSeq, a predicted model, not a curated record